GCGCCCUCUAUCGGCAGUAAAAACACGGAAGUGAUGAGUGGCAGUGGGAGUUACCCGGAUGUAGGGACAUAUUAAACACAGCAGACAGAACAAACAGCAUCACAGUCUCUCACUUUGCUCUACAAACAUGGCUGAUCAACUAACAGAGGAACAAAUUGCAGAGUUUAAGGAGGCGUUCUCACUGUUCGAUAAGGAUGGAGACGGCACCAUCACCACUAAAGAGCUGGGCACAGUGAUGCGCUCUCUGGGACAAAACCCCACAGAGGCAGAGCUGCAGGACAUGAUCAAUGAAGUCGAUGCUGAUGGUAACGGAACGAUUGACUUCCCAGAGUUCUUGACCAUGAUGGCCAGAAAGAUGAAGGACACGGACAGUGAGGAGGAGAUCAGAGAGGCUUUCCGGGUCUUCGAUAAGGAUGGAAACGGCUACAUCAGCGCCGCAGAACUGCGCCAUGUCAUGACGAACCUCGGCGAGAAGCUCACAGAUGAGGAAGUGGACGAGAUGAUCAGAGAAGCCGACAUAGAUGGAGACGGUCAGGUGAACUACGAAGAAUUUGUACAGAUGAUGACUGCAAAGUGAAACUUCCUGCCAUCUUAGAAGAAAAGAAAUGUUUUAUUUACCUCUUCUGGGAAAAAACAAUCUAAAAUGAUUGAGAAUUGUUUCUGUACAGAGAUCGAAUGUUGAAAUUAAAAUUCUGUCCACAAUCAAAAAUCCAAA
Molecule: messenger RNA, 715 nt
Organism: Tachysurus vachellii
Lineage: Eukaryota; Metazoa; Chordata; Actinopteri; Siluriformes; Bagridae
Gene: calm1b
Product: calmodulin 1b
Exons: 6
Coding region: 128-577 (149 amino acids)
Molecular function (GO): calcium ion binding
Source: RefSeq, a predicted model, not a curated record